Coprinopsis cinerea okayama7#130 is the source of this 1677-nucleotide messenger RNA. Its product is annotated as vacuole protein. The transcript is spliced from 8 exons. Gene Ontology annotation, biological process: potassium ion transmembrane transport. The record is from RefSeq and is a predicted model, not a curated record. The coding region runs from base 176 to 1576 and encodes 466 amino acids. Gene Ontology annotation, cellular component: plasma membrane. Gene Ontology annotation, molecular function: potassium ion transmembrane transporter activity. Lineage: Eukaryota; Fungi; Basidiomycota; Agaricomycetes; Agaricales; Psathyrellaceae.
CAGCGUCCAGCUGCUCGCUGUCUGCGCCAUUCCUUAGCCCGGCCUCCAGUCGUUUCUUCGCUCUUUUGUCUCCAAAGUGAAUGCGACUAGCUGGUCCUGGUCGUCACGCUCGAUAGCAAGCUAUUACUCUUCACUACAACCACAAUAAACCAUCCUCAACUAGCCAACGAUAAUAAUGUGCGGCGGUCCAAAGUGGAAGCGAGAGGAGGUUCCUGAUCAUAAGUUCGAUUUCCUGGACACGACAGAGUUUCACGACGAUGGCUGGUUCAUGCGACUCAAGUACAUUUGGCUCUACAUCAUCGUCCUCAAGUCGUUCCUGGUCUAUAUUUUCGACGUCUUCUCCGCAAUUACUAUGUUGUCAACAUCGAACUGGGCCAACGAAAUCUUUCGAGAAUGUGCGACUACCAAGGGAUGCUUCUUCAUUCCAUUCAACACUGGCAAAUGGCUAUUCGUGGGCUGUAUCAUCUUCUCUUUCCUUCUCCUAGCCUACGAGUCCCACAAGUCCAAAAAGAUCAUUGCCAGUCGGGACAUCUCAUUCGCGUUCACGAACGUCAUGGCAAACAACUAUUACUCUCUUCGUUCUUACGAUCACUUCUGUUUCUUCGAGCACAUUUCCGACUCGACAAAGCUCAUCGACGACUUUGCUUUCUUCGUCUUCUUCACCUUCAAGAGUUGGAAGCGGUUACUCCUCGCCGACGGACCCCGUCAGACCAUCAACGGGCUCACCCUCUACGCCGUCUGGUUGAUCAGAAAGGACAACCCAGGUGCAUGGUACCAUGUCACAAAAUACUUCGAAGGCAACAGUUUGUCGACAACGGCCCUGACUCUGACAGCCCUGUUCACGGUAUCCGUUUUCUUGGGUUCCCUAUUACUCCUCAUCAUUGCGGGCAUCUGCUACAUUCCCCUUUUGAUCCACAUUCGGGGAAACCUCAAGGAAUACUGCUGCCACAAAGUUGAUAAGCGUAUCAGCGACAUUAUCAAGAGGAAGAACAAGGAACGACGAGCGGAGAAUGCCAAGAUUGCACAGAAGGAAGCCAUGGGUGACUUCUCGCACUACAAGAACAAGAAGGGCGAAAUGGUCGGAAAACCUCUCCCUCAGCCUACACUCCCCAACGUCUCACUCGAUGAUGAUGACGAUACAUCGACACUUGCCACUCGGGUUGCGCCCAGCACACACACUAAGGCUAGCGACUAUUAUCCUGACAAAGCCUACGAUUACCCCCCUCCCAUGCCUGCAUACAAUCCAUACUCCAACCAACAACAAUACAACCAAUCUAGCGCUUCCCUCGGCUAUGAUGACGCCUACUACAGCCAACCUUACGAAGAUGAGGAUACCGCUCGUCUCACCGCUUCUGCUGCGCCGGUGGCAUAUGCUGGUUCGAACUACCAUGACUAUCCUGCGCGGUCAGCGUCCACAGCUCCUAGUGCGCACCGAUAUUCGCCAACGACGGACAAUCACCCACCGCAGUAUGGCGGGCAACAACAGUAUUAUGUUCAAGACUAUUAUCCUCAGCAAGGUCCUCAAUAUGGUCAAGACCAGAACAAUUACGGGUCGGGCGCAUAUCGUCCAUCGUAGCAGCUAUCCUACCCCUCCAGACUUUAAUAGACUCUUCAACGGCUCCGUGGUGCUGUUUGUAAAUUAUAGAUUAAUUUUCAAUGGCACGUUCCGUCCAUUCA